Molecule: messenger RNA, 1183 nt
Organism: Dimorphilus gyrociliatus
Lineage: Eukaryota; Metazoa; Annelida; Polychaeta; Dinophilidae
Source: the annotation of a GenBank genome assembly
UAUUUAUCGUUUAGAUUGUAAACGUUAAAGGUAUCACAGUCAAACAUUAAUCAUGUGUGAAGACGAUAUUGCUGCUUUGGUCAUUGAUAAUGGAUCCGGUAUGUGCAAGGCUGGCUUUGCCGGCGAUGAUGCCCCAAGAGCUGUUUUCCCAUCGAUUGUUGGCCGUCCCCGUCAUCAAGGUGUUAUGGUAGGCAUGGGACAAAAAGACUCCUACGUUGGAGAUGAAGCUCAAUCAAAGAGAGGAAUCCUCACUUUGAAAUAUCCAAUUGAACACGGUAUUGUUACCAACUGGGAUGAUAUGGAGAAGAUCUGGCAUCAUACUUUCUAUAAUGAACUUAGAGUAGCACCCGAAGAACACCCAGUCCUUUUGACUGAAGCCCCUCUUAACCCAAAAGCUAAUAGAGAAAAAAUGACACAAAUUAUGUUCGAAACUUUCAACACCCCAGCCAUGUAUGUUAACAUCCAAGCCGUUUUGUCUUUAUACGCUUCCGGUAGAACAACCGGUAUUGUUCUUGAUUCUGGUGAUGGUGUUACCCACACUGUCCCAAUCUAUGAAGGUUACGCUCUGCCCCAUGCCAUUCUUCGUAUUGAUUUGGCUGGUAGGGAUUUGACCGAUUACCUUAUGAAAAUUCUCACCGAGAGAGGCUACACCUUUACCACCACCGCCGAAAGAGAAAUCGUUAGAGAUAUUAAGGAAAAACUCUGUUAUGUUGCUUUGGACUUUGAACAAGAAAUGGCCACUGCUGCCAGUUCAUCAACCCUUGAAAAAUCUUACGAAUUACCUGAUGGCCAAGUUAUUACAAUUGGAAAUGAAAGAUUCCGUUGCCCCGAGGCACUUUUCCAACCAUCUUUCCUUGGUAUGGAAACUGCUGGUAUCCACGAAACAACAUACAACUCCAUAAUGAAGUGUGAUGUCGAUAUCCGUAAAGAUUUGUACGCAAAUAUCGUUUUAUCUGGUGGUACUACUAUGUAUCCAGGAAUUGCUGAUAGAAUGCAAAAGGAAAUCACUUCAUUGGCCCCAAGCACAAUGAAAAUUAAGAUUAUCGCUCCUCCAGAGAGAAAGUACUCUGUUUGGAUUGGAGGAUCUAUCCUUGCAUCCUUGUCUACUUUCCAACAAAUGUGGAUCAGCAAACAAGAAUAUGAUGAAUCUGGACCAUCCAUCGUUCACAGAAAGUGCUUCUAG